Messenger RNA from Pteronotus mesoamericanus, 1837 nucleotides. It is a transcript of the gene RRAGD, whose product is annotated as Ras related GTP binding D. Gene Ontology annotation, cellular component: Gtr1-Gtr2 GTPase complex; nucleus; lysosome. Bases 299 to 1489 code for a protein of 396 amino acids. Gene Ontology annotation, molecular function: GTP binding; GTPase activity. Lineage: Eukaryota; Metazoa; Chordata; Mammalia; Chiroptera; Mormoopidae. The transcript has 7 exons. Gene Ontology annotation, biological process: negative regulation of autophagy; cellular response to starvation. The record is from RefSeq and is a predicted model, not a curated record.
GGUGACUUGGGUCACGCAGUCUCUCUCUCCCUCCUCGGGGAGGAACUGCCGCGCUCCGGCUGAGUCCUCCGCCGGCAGGCGGGAGGGGCGGCAAGGGGGCCGGGGCGCUCUGGGAACCGCGAAACCCAGAUCAGGACAGGACGCUGCCCGACGGGGGUACUCGCGGCCCCCCGCCUCCGCCGGCUCCCGCCACGCUCUAGACAAAACCCCAAUUCAGAAAGGUUGUGAGCUGCAAGCAAGGAGGCUUAGCCCCUAACCCGGAACUCGCCGCCCCCGGGACAGCUGGCCGGUGGGCGCAAUGAGCCAGGUGCUGGGGAAGCCGCAGCUGGAAGACGAGGACGACGAUGAGGAGGAUGAGCUGGUGGGACUAGCGGACUACGGGGAUGGGCCCGACUCCUCGGAUGCCGACCCGGACAGCGGGGCGGAGGAGGGAGUUCUGGACUUCAGCGAUCCCUUCAGCACUGAGGUGAAGCCGAGGAUCUUGCUCAUGGGCCUGAGGAGAAGUGGCAAGUCUUCUAUUCAGAAAGUGGUCUUUCACAAAAUGUCUCCCAACGAGACGCUGUUCCUGGAGAGCACGAACAAGAUCUGUCGGGAAGACGUCUCCAACAGCUCCUUUGUUAAUUUCCAGAUUUGGGACUUCCCAGGACAGAUCGACUUUUUUGACCCUACGUUUGACUAUGAGAUGAUCUUCCGGGGAACAGGAGCGCUGAUAUUUGUAAUAGACUCCCAGGAUGAUUACAUGGAAGCCCUGGCCCGGCUGCACCUCACAGUGACCAGGGCCUACAAGGUGAACCCUGACAUCAACUUCGAGGUGUUUAUUCAUAAAGUGGAUGGUCUGUCAGAUGACCACAAAAUUGAAACCCAGAGAGAUAUUCAUCAGAGGGCAAAUGAUGACCUUGCAGAUGCUGGAUUAGAAAAAAUUCACCUCAGCUUUUAUCUGACAAGCAUAUAUGAUCAUUCGAUAUUUGAAGCUUUUAGCAAAGUGGUUCAGAAACUAAUUCCACAACUCCCCACCCUGGAGAAUUUGCUAAACAUCUUUAUCUCAAAUUCUGGAAUUGAAAAGGCAUUUCUGUUUGAUGUGGUCAGUAAAAUUUAUAUUGCAACUGAUAGUACCCCAGUAGAUAUGCAAACCUAUGAGCUCUGCUGUGAUAUGAUCGAUGUGGUUAUUGACAUCUCUUGUAUUUAUGGUCUCAAAGAAGAUGGAGCAGGAACCCCCUAUGACAGGGAAUCAACAGCCAUUAUAAAGCUGAAUAAUACCACAGUUCUUUAUUUAAAAGAGGUGACGAAGUUCCUGGCCCUCGUUUGCUUUGUCAGAGAGGAAAGCUUUGAAAGAAAAGGGCUUAUUGACUAUAAUUUUCAUUGCUUCCGGAAGGCCAUCCAUGAAGUUUUUGAGGUGAGAAUGAAAGUGGUGAAAUCGCGCAAGGUUCAGAAUCGGCUGCAGAAGAAAAAAGGAGCCACACCCAAUGGGACGCCUAGGGUGCUGCUGUAGGUGAGGUUUCAGGAACGUCUUUUGAAAUCAGACCUUUCAAAGAGGCUGCUGCACUGAGUUUCACUAAAAGAAGAGGAAGAAGGAGAUUGGGACAAAUAACACAAAUUUGUUGUAAAAGGAAAAAUCCCUGCAACCCUCUUGAUCUUUUCUUUGUUAAAUAAAGCAAGCACUUUGAAGCAAAAACUUGUAUAUUAACAAUGAAGUGAAAUCCACUGUAAUUUCAUCACACAAAUGUAAACUUUUGUGGUAUGUAGUGAGAAAAAUCCUGUGUGAGGACUACCAGAAACUGUAUAUAUUUUGCACUUUUUCAUGUUUUUUUCUCAUUGAACUAAACUUUGAUAAAAACAA